AUGGAAAACGCCCAGUUAUCCGAGUCUGAGAAUUUGCAACCCAAAUUAUGUGGAAAGAAAAAGACAAGUUAUGGAGAUUAUUGUUGUGUCCCUGGAUGCAGCAAUCAAAGGGGGAAAGACAAGGGCAGUGAAGUUAAAAGGUCGUACUACAGGUUUCCCAAAGACGAGAAACAGAAAAGUACCUGGACCAAAAUGAUAAGGAGAGAUCAUUGGGAACCAAGACCCUUUGAUCGGAUAUGUUCCGAUCAUUUUGAGGGAGAAACCUUCUUAGUACAAGGAAGUACACUUGGUGAUACCAUUUCAUCAAGGGAUGUCAGUUCAAGUCUGACAGGAGGUUAUUUAUUUGUUUCUAAAGUACUGAUUGUUGCAUAUCUUAUAGGCACGAAACAGACAUCAUCAACAGAAAAAGGUUACAUACCUACUCUGUUCCCAUAUCAAAAGAAAACACCAGCUAGAAAAACAAGUAAUUCAACUAAACAAGAAAUACAAGUAAUUGAUGGGCAGUUAGAAAACAAGACCAGACAGAGAAAAAAAAGAUUAUUUCAAGAUAUCACUGUUGCCAAUAAUCAAGUAGGGCGUCCAUUAGAUAAGAAGCCAUAUGAACCAAUAAUACCUCAGAUUAAUAAUCAUGAUUACAUAAAUACAGAAACAGAAAAAGGAAAUUAUUGGUUAAUCAAAGAAUAUCUACCUGAAAUUAAAGAAAAAAUGAAUGAACUUGAACGUCUGAAAAAAAUUAAUGAAAGCCAAGCUAAGCAGAUUUUAAGCUUACAAAACAUGAAGGACAAUCCUAAACGCAUGGUUUUUUGGACAGGCUUUUCAAAUUAUGAGAAUUUCUAUGCUUUAUUUCAAUAUUUUGAACCAAGGGCUACAAACAUGAGAUAUUGGAAAGGUGAUGCAGGCAUGCCUGAUACAUUUUCUGAUAGGAAAAGAGGUCCAGAGAGGAAGCUUUCGUUAAUUGAUGAAUUCUUUUUAACUAUGGUGCGUCUGAAAGUUGGCUUAUUGGUUGAAGAUUUAGCAAUCAGGUUUUCAAUCAGUGUUGGUUUGGUUUCACAAAUUUUCAGCUCUUGGAUAAAUCUAAUGUAUGUUGAUCUCAAGGAGUUAUGUGAACUACCUUCAAAAGAGGUAUUGAAUGAAAAUCAAUCACACGCUAUGAAGGAUUUUGAAGAUGUAAGGGUUAUUAUUGAUUGCACUGAAAUAUUUGUUCAAAAUCCAAGCAAACUUGAUGCAAGAAAACAGGUUUUCUCAAAUUAUAAGCACCACAACACAUUCAAGUUUUUGAUUGGUGUUAGCCCACAGAUGGGGAUAACUUAUGUAAGCAGGAUGUAUGGUGGUCGAGCAUCAGAUAAAUUUAUAACAUGCGACUCAGUUGAUCUCCUUCAUAAUUUAGAAGUCAAUAAAGGUUCUGUAAUGGCUGAUAGGGGAUUUUUGAUAAGUGGUAUAUUAAAUGACAUGGGUGUUAAGCUGCACAUGCCGUCUUUCAAGGGAACAGAAAGAGCACAACUGAAAAGCUCAGAAGCCAGAACGUCUGAAGAUAUCUCAAAGGUUAGAAUUCAUGUCGAACGUGCCAUUCAGAGAGUGAAAACUUUCCACAUUCUAGAUGGCGAGGUAAAACUAUCAAUGAAAGAUUUGGCAGAACAAAUAUUUACAGUAUGUGCUUUCUUGGUGAAUUUUCAAACCCCAAUUUUGAAGAAGUAG
Messenger RNA from Mytilus trossulus (common blue mussel), 1695 nucleotides. RefSeq lists its product as uncharacterized. NCBI's taxonomy places the organism in Eukaryota, Metazoa, Mollusca, Bivalvia, Mytilida, Mytilidae. The transcript is spliced from 3 exons. Bases 1 to 1695 code for a protein of 564 amino acids. The record is from RefSeq and is a predicted model, not a curated record.